UAUGUGGUUUUGCGAAGGGGAUCCACUUGGUGAGAUUACAGCAUUUCUUAUUGGACGCUGUAAGACCUGAAGAAAAACAGAAAAACAGUAUUUUACCAUUAUUUUAAACUCUAUGACCACCUACAAACACAAAAUAUGUUUUUAUUAAGUGAGAGGUGGGCAGUCUGUGACUUUUUCCAUUACGUCUCUUCUGAUGGUGUGAGCACUUUCGUCACUAACUGCCCAGGAAACCAGAAGUGAGAAGUUCUGUGGCAACGCUGUAAAAGACUCAGAGGGAAGGAGCUUUGUAGUGUUUCUCUUGAUCGAGACAUAAGGAAAAAAAAAAUAGCCAGCAUGGAUUUUGAUUACGUUGAAUACACCGAUUACACUCCAGGCAAUGAAACAGAGAACAACUUCACCACAGAUGGAGUAUUGCAUUUCAGUACCACUCAGACUCCUCUGACUCGUGUUCUGGUGGCAGUUAAUAUCAUUAUAUCUGUUAUUGGCCUUGGAGGAAAUUCAUUAGUGAUCUGGAUCUGUGGAUGGAAGAUGAAGAGAACUGUCAUCACCAUAUGGUACGUCAGUCUGGCCAUUUCAGACUUUUUGUUCUGUGCCUGUCUGCCAUUGGAAGUAUUCUACAUGAUCACCUCACACUGGCCUUUCGGAGAGGUCUUGUGCAAGCUCAUCUCCUCCGCACUGUUUCUCAACAUGUACAGCAGUGUGUUUCUGUUGGUUCUCAUCAGCACAGAUCGCUGUAUAAUGGUUUCAUUUCCUGUGUGGGCUCAUAAUCACCGGACAGUGGGGAAAGCAUCUGCAGUCGUUGCCCUAAUGUGGGUCCUUUCUGCACUCCUUACGUUGCCUUCGCUGAUCUUUAGAAAAACCACAAUCCAUGAUUCGGUCACUCAGUGCUACACGGAUUACACGAGCCAUACACAAGGCAGUGGUGCCAUACACAAGGCUGUGGCGCUGACUCGAUUCAUCUGCGGGUUCCUCAUUCCUUUCCUCAUGAUUGUCUUCUGCUGCUCUGUGCUUGCUGUGAAGCUGAGAAGUUUGACCAUUAGGUCAACGAAGCCUUACAAAGUAAUGGUGGCGCUCAUCUUGUCAUUUUUCUUCUGUUGGGUCCCCUAUCAUUGCUUUGUUCUUUUAGAGUUAGACUUGAAAAACCAAAGCCUGGAAGUACUUAAAACUGGCCUGAAGGUGGGCGCCACCCUGGCUGCAGCAAACAGCUUCAUAUCCCCUGUUCUCUAUGUGUUCAUUGGUAAUGAUUUCAAACAAACCCUAAAGCGGUCUUUCACAUCAAGGUUUGAGGAGGCAAUGGCGGAGGAUUUCCGUACAGGUUUAAAUCACUCAAGGUCUAAGUCAAUGGAAGUUAUCUAAAAUUAAGUUUGAGUAUUUCACAGAACAGUACAUGUCAGACAUCACAAUCAUAUGUCAUGGCAUGUUUGUAUCUAUGUAUCAAGAAUCUAUUUAUCAGAAAAAAGAUUACAAAAAAAACCUAUAUAUACUAUAUAUUUUGUAUUUUUAUGUGUGAAUAAAUGUGUGUUUGUAUUCAGGAUGAAUUAAGUCUUUUGAAUAAAAAUAAAAUGUAUAAUCUACAACAUAUUAUUAUUUGGUUGAACUAACUAGCCUAAUUGAAGUGAAACGUCAUGUGACUAUGUGCCCGCUAUUAAAUAUUCUUGAACCUUUACAUUACAUUGUUGUAAUUACCCUUUUAUUUAAUGUAUCCCUACCUGCAAGAAGUACUGUUGUAUAUUAUUGCUGUAUUUGUUUUAUUUCUUAAGUUAAUAAAAGUUAUUAAAACUGCU
Messenger RNA from Larimichthys crocea (large yellow croaker), 1784 nucleotides. Its product is annotated as C3a anaphylatoxin chemotactic receptor. Gene Ontology annotation, biological process: phospholipase C-activating G protein-coupled receptor signaling pathway; positive regulation of cytosolic calcium ion concentration; complement receptor mediated signaling pathway. Gene Ontology annotation, molecular function: complement receptor activity; G protein-coupled receptor activity. The transcript is spliced from 2 exons. Gene Ontology annotation, cellular component: plasma membrane. The record is from RefSeq and is a predicted model, not a curated record. The coding region runs from base 334 to 1356 and encodes 340 amino acids. NCBI's taxonomy places the organism in Eukaryota, Metazoa, Chordata, Actinopteri, Sciaenidae.